Molecule: messenger RNA, 1224 nt
Organism: Gadus chalcogrammus (walleye pollock)
Lineage: Eukaryota; Metazoa; Chordata; Actinopteri; Gadiformes; Gadidae
Gene: ndr2
Product: nodal-related 2
Exons: 3
Coding region: 1-1224 (407 amino acids)
Biological process (GO): BMP signaling pathway; SMAD protein signal transduction
Cellular component (GO): extracellular region
Molecular function (GO): type I activin receptor binding; cytokine activity; growth factor activity
Source: RefSeq, a predicted model, not a curated record
AUGCACUCACUCGGAGCUCUAGGUGCGCUGCUGCACGCAUCUUUCCUUGUGUUACUGGUUCAGGGGAUUCAUAAGACGAGAGAUAACGCGUACAAGAGGUCGUUGCAUCGUUUUCCCGCGGUGGACCGCACAACUGGAUUUCACCUGCCGAUCUAUAUGGUUCACCUCUACCGGAAUUUCAGAUCCAAUUUAUCUCGACCCAUGGAUACUAUGGAGCAGACAGCAGUUAAGCAGGCGGAUACUGUGAAGAGUGUGAUGGCGAAAAAUGUGACCUACAGACAUAGACGCUGGAUGGCGACCUUUAACCUCCACACGCUGGUGGCCGAGAAGCAGAUCCAGGCGGCCGAGCUGCGGAUCAGACUCCCGCGCUCCGAGAGCGUGACCAACAUCUCCGUGGACAUCUACCACCAGCAGGACUGGCCCUGCCAGCCGGGCCGGGCCUGCCACCGGCCCCAGCUGGUGGGCUCGCUCACGGCGGCGGCGGUGAUCAGCUCGUCCCAGAGCUGGAAGGUGUUCAACGUGACCGCCCCCUUGCUGCGGUGGCUCCAGGAGAACCAGCCGUCCAGGGGCCGACGCAAAGGUGGCCCCGCCAAGAAGUGGAGGAAGAGGAAAGCGGAGACGAGGGGAGGCCCGCCGUCGGCUCCUCUGCCUCCCAACCCCGCCCCCCCCGGGGGCCCCAAGAGGGAGCUGGGGAUGAGCGACCGCGCCCUUCUGGUGGUCUUCUCCCACACGGGCCUGGACGAGGACUCCAAGGCCAAGGCCAGCCUCCUGCACACGGCCGAGCAGUCCAGGUUCUGGUCCCCCGCCGAGAACAGGAAGGCCGAGGGCCGCAAGAGGAAGCGCAGCAAGCGGGGUCAGAGGGAGCACGUGGCCAGGGCCCCCCCGGGGUCCAGCAGGGCGGGCGGGGACAAGUCGCUCUGUCGAAGGGUCGACCUGCAAGUGGACUUCAACCAAAUCGGCUGGGGCUCGUGGAUCAUCUUCCCCAAGAGAUAUAACGCGUACCGGUGCGAGGGGGACUGUCCCAGCCCUCUGGGGGAGGACCUGAACCCCACCAACCACGCGUACAUGCAGAGUCUACUGAAACACUUCCAUCCAGACCGCGUGGUUUCGCCCUGCUGCGCUCCGACCAAGAUGAGCCCUCUCAGUAUGCUCUACUACGAGAACGGAGAGAUGCUCCUCAGACACCACGAAGACAUGAUUGUGGACGAGUGUGGCUGUCAAUAA